Molecule: messenger RNA, 1229 nt
Organism: Boeremia exigua
Lineage: Eukaryota; Fungi; Ascomycota; Dothideomycetes; Pleosporales; Didymellaceae
Product: glycosyl hydrolase family 10 protein
Exons: 1
Coding region: 1-1101 (366 amino acids)
Biological process (GO): carbohydrate metabolic process
Molecular function (GO): hydrolase activity, hydrolyzing O-glycosyl compounds
Source: RefSeq, a predicted model, not a curated record
AUGUCAAUCCACAACCUUUUUAAGGUGCUCAGCACCGCAAUGAUUAUGCCAGCCAUAAUCGUACCUGCUAAAGGAAUCGACGCGCCCUCUUCACCCAACAACCUAACGAUUCCGACUCCUGACAACACUACGAACCCGCUCAGGCUUGAGGCAAGCAAACAGAACGUUCUUAUCGGAUCGGGAGCAAUCAAUCCGGAAUACCUCAAUGAACCUAAAUUUGCAGCCGUCGUUGCUGAGCAGUUCGGCAGUAUCUCACCUGAGAAUGAGCUCAAAUGGUCAUUCAUCCACCCAACUAAAGACCAUUACAACUGGGACACCAUUGACAGCCUUGUAAACUUUGCGGGCGAGAAUGACAUGGUAGUAAAGGGACAUGGGCUUAUAUCAAGUUGCUGCAACCCGGACUAUCUUCUCAACAUCACGGAUCCGGCUGCAUUCCGUGCUGCAAUGAGAACUCAUUUCGAGGCAAUUAUGCACCGCUAUAAUAGCACUGUCGACCGAUGGGAUGUUAUCAGCGAGGCUCUUGAGACCAGUGGGGGCGGCUUGCAGCACAAUGCCUUCUACAAAGCGCUUGGUCCUGCGUAUGUUGCUGAUGCCUUUCGCAUAGCCCGAGCGGCGAGCCCGUCUGCCAAGCUAUUUCUCAACGAAAAUCAGGUUGAAUCACUUGCUGGUAAACGCCAAGAACUUUACGAUCUGGUUGCUAGUCUUGUUAAAGAAGGGGUCCCUAUUGAUGGAGUUGCCCUGCAGAUGCAUAUAACGCUGGUAUCUCCUAAACCAGGCGUUCUAACAGACAUAGUGAACUCCUACAAAGCGCUAGGGCUGGAGGUUUCUAUCGCCGAGAUGGACGUUCAUGUUUUUGACAACAACGUCCAGGCUAAUAUUUACGGCUCUGUUCUGUAUGAGGCUUUGACUGCUGGAAUAACAGAUAUCAGCUUCUGGGGGUUUACGGACAAGCAUCUUUAUACCUGGCUACCAGGCGCAAAGCCAUUAAUGUUCGAUGAACAGUAUCACCCCAAGAAGGCUUUUUUUGCCACUAACGCGGCUCUCAAGGAGUAUGCUUCUUGGGCUGCUCUCAAGGAGUCCGCCAUGCAGCCUACGAAGUAAUUAAAUAGCAUCUACUAUAUAUUUUUAGUUAGAGUAUUUAUAGGCCCUAUCUAUAUUGUUGUUAAUAGACGUGUCUAGCCCUUAUAGCUAUAGUAGUAUAAUAAACAGAGAGAUAUGCUCUUGCUUAU